This is a messenger RNA of Misgurnus anguillicaudatus (oriental weatherfish), 4046 nucleotides long. RefSeq lists its product as uncharacterized. Lineage: Eukaryota; Metazoa; Chordata; Actinopteri; Cypriniformes; Cobitidae. The record is from RefSeq and is a predicted model, not a curated record. Gene Ontology annotation, molecular function: ubiquitin-protein transferase activity; protein binding.
AAUAGCAAUUAAUACAUUUGUUUAAAAAUUAAUUAAUUAAUCUAUAAAUAAAUAGACAAAGUUACAAAAAAAAUCAUUAUGUAACAUUUUAUUAGGCAAUAAAAAGUGAGAUUAUAAAAAUAAUGUAGAAAUGAAAUAUUAAUACAUUAAUAAAUAGUUCAAAUUAAUAUAACAAUUUACAAAAACAACAUAAAACACUCAAUAAGUUCAUCAUUUUAAAUUGCAUUUACAAAUUCUUAAUUAAAUAAUGGAAUUUCAAAAUGUAUUUCAAAAAGCGAUUUAAAAAGAGAAAUAAAUAACUGGAUUUAUAAAUUGAACUACAAAUACAGGUUUAAAUUAGGCAUUUAAAAGGGCAUUUCCGUUUAACAUUUCUGUUUUCAUUUUCCCGAUGGUUCUCCUUAUUCUUUUCGCUACUCGAUUUGCUUUUCGUUUUAGUCUCUCUAUUUAGCUUUUCCGUGACUCUUUGGGUCCUUGCAAAUGGUCAAAUGAGAAAUGCAAAUUAGCUAUGACCAGGUGGAUGUAACAAGCUCGCUGAUUGGUUAGAGGAAUUGGCUAGCGUAGUCCUUGAAUUCUGGCGCCAGAAAGAUCGAUGUAAGUUAGUCGUGUUACGUUAAUCGAUCUCUCUCAAAAUGUCUAACGUUAACACCGAAAUAUCAAAAAUUUUAAGAGACAUUGCUAGUGAAAUGGAGCGCCGAUCCACAGACGGUGUUGCACAAGGAUCAUCAACUUCAACACCCACCUUGUCAAGACACCCUGUUGAUGCUGAAGUUUGCAGAAUUUUUGCACCAUAUGCUGGCAGGACUUCAGGUAGCCACUGUACAACUGCAAAACGUCGAUCAAGCUACACAAGAUCCUACUUUUGUUUGGACAGCAUUGAUCAAAUCAUGGUACCAACAAAAGUAGAAAAAGAAAAACUAUAUGCAGCUGGCCUUGGGGAGAAAAAACUUACUUUUUUUGGUGAUGAAAACAGUGCAGAGGAAUUCAAAUGUCACAUUUUGACAGCUUACCCAAAACUGAAUAGCUGUGGUGGCUUUGAGCUUUUAAGAUUGUCUGGUAUGACCAGGAGCAAAAAACUUUCUGUGAUGCCUUGCCCGAACACAGGGUAUACCAUCAAAUCUAUCAAGGACCACAACAAGAGUGCCAUAAUCUAUAUACGUCCAAUGCAAAAGGACAUUGAUACAACUCCUGUGGAACCAGAGUCAGUUGUGUCUGGGCCCAAGGAAAGAUGUCUGAUUUGUGAAGAAGAUAUUUUUUUCUGUGAACUCAAAGAUCAUGUCAAAAGCUGCAGGUCUGCAAGUGAGAUCAGUAAAGCAUCAACAAGCAAUUAUCCUUCAGAUGGUCAGGAAUUUCCCAACACUACUGAUCGAGCUGAAGUGGACAUAGAUCAAUCAUCCACAGAUUCUGAAAUAGUACAGUUUAUUGAUUUAACAGAAGGCGAGCCAAUGCAGGAGUCCUUAGAUGAAUGGCGAUCCUUACGUUGUCAGCAGGAUCAAGAGUACCAGGAGUCUUUGCUUGCAGAUCAAGAAAAGCAUAAUAUGCAGAAGCAUUCUUUGGAAAAUGAAGAAAGACGUAGAAAGGCUAUACAUGAGAGACAGUUGAGAAUGGCUGAUGUUCCUGAGCCAGCUGAUGGUGUUCCACUCAGAUUUAAGUACCCCAGUGGCAUUACAAGAACAAGAAAAUUUGUUCUGUCUGAAUCCAUUCAGAUAUUAUUUGAUUUUGUCGGAGAAGAUGAUGAUGCUACAGAGUAUUUUCACAUUCAAGAUGCUCUGUCAGUAACAACUCUUAAAAGCAACAUGACUGGAACACUUUUGGGGAACAAUAUCAAUGGUUCAAGAACACUUUACAUCCACUGGAUUCAAAUUGAUGAUUUGGAGUUUGUCCCAGCACUUGAUUCCAACAAUCAAGCUGAAUCUCCCAGUGUCAGCAACCAGUUCUUUCCAAUGCCAGCAACUUCUUUUUCUUUGCCAUCAUCACCUACUUUUUUACCAGAGACGGACAGCUCAUUCUUUCAUGAAGGGACUGACCUUAAAACCAUCUUGAACAGACUUGGGGAAAAGAUUGAUCACACUUCGUGCCCGGCCAGCAAUCACAUAAACAUAUGCAGGGACUACACUGGCAACGUCCAUAACAUACUAAAGAGUACAGUUCAGGCCUUUAAGCGGCGAAAGUUUAAUCCUGAGGCCAGAUUGGAUGUCAUUUUUGUUGACAGUGAACAAAUAUCCGAAGGUUCAGUAGAUGGUGGUGGACCCACUCGGGAGUAUUUAAGAUUGCUUAUGAAAGCCAUUCAUCAGUCCAGCAUAUUUGAAGGACCAGAGACAGAUAAGACGCUGGCUCUCGAUAGUCAAGCCUUAGAAGGAAAACUAUACACACAGAUAGCACGGAUGAUAUCUGUGUGUGCAAUACAUGGAGGUGUGGCACCAAAUUUCUUCUCGGAGAGGUUGUUUAAUCAGGUGUGUGAUAAACCCACUGCCCGUGCAACAUUGGAUGAAGUGAGUGAUGUCACAUUCAAAGAAAAACUACUAAAAAUUAAAGAAGCAAGAACUGUUGAAGAUGCAAAAGCUGCAAUAGAGGAGGCAGAGGACAGCCUGGCUAUUGUUGGGUCUUGCAGAAUCAUCACAACACUGAAGCAGAGGGAUGCCCUUGUGCAAUCUGCUGUCAAUUUCUUUGUUGAGGGCAGAUUAAAUGUUGCAUUGCAACAGUUUGUGGAGGGCUUCACCACACUUGGACUCCUCAAAGAGAUGAGAGCACACCCAGAUCUGUUCCAUAGCAUGUUUGUGAAGGAUGUGAGGCCUUUGAAGGCUAGCGACCUCUCAACACUUUUCCAAGUCAGCUUUUCAGCAUCAGGGACACACAAAAGAGAGCUAGAAAACCAGACCGUAUGCUACUGGCGAGACUGGCUAAUUGAUGUUGAAGAAGGAGAAUGUGCGCCACUAACUUUGGAGAAUGUGCUCGAGUUCGCAUCUGGGGCUUCCACGAUACCUCCCUGCGUUUUUUUCCCUCAGCCCACAAUUGAAGUCUUUCCAGAAGAACUUGGCAAAAUAUUUCCUGAAGCAAAUACGUGUGUCCUUGUUCUAAAAUUACCGGUUCACAAAGACUAUGAUUCUUUUAAAGCACAAAUGUGCAAUGCUGUGCUUUGGGCACCAACAUUUGGAUUAGUUUAAAAAUGUACCAGGUUCAUUGUGCACUUUAUUUAUAGCUCAUUUUAGAAGUUUUAUAGUGCACUAUUCAACAUGUUAAAAUUAAGCUUUUAAAUCAGAACUGAGUUUUGUUGAAUUUAAGCUUUUAAAUAAGUUUUGAGACAAAAACAUGUUGUUAGGGUCCUAGCACCUCAGUGCUCGGGCCCUAUUGUUUUAUUGUUAUUACAACAGACCACUCUUAUAAACAGUGGUUCUCUGAUAGCAAAGAUAAUCAAUUUAAUGUUAAAGGGAUAGUUCACCCAAAAAUGAAAAUUGUGUCACUUACUCGCCUUCAAAUAUGUAUACAUUUCUUUGUUCUGAUAAACAGGAAGGAAGAUAUUUUGUGAAAUGUUUGUAACCAAACCAUUUGUGAACCCCAUUCACUUCAAUAGUAGAAAAAAGGUUCCACAAACAUUUCUCAAAAUAUCUUCCCUUGUGUUCAUCAGAACAAAAAUGUGUACAGCUUUGUAACAACAUGAGGGUGAGUAAAUAACACAAUUUUCAUUUUUGGGCAAACUAUCCCUUAAACAUUAAAUUAAUUGUCUUUGCUAUUUGAUACAUCAGUUAUAUAUACAGUCAAUGUUCAUCCGUUCUUUAAUGAUCCAGCAUUUCUCGAAGAAUCCGUACAGUCUCAAUGUACACUGGUAGCAUCUCUGCCAAUGGUACAGUUGGAUUUGGCAGUGUGGAAAGUUCUACCACAGACAGGGCUCUGGGAAGGUGUAGCUCAGGAAUUUGAACUGAAGGUCGUUGUGGGCCUCUCCACCAUCUGUUGUCAUCAUCUGUCUGUAAUUUAUUUUUGUUUAUCAGGUGUAACAGUCAGAUACAUUAUAUGCAAGACUGGUUCCAUAUUGAUUAAAUACCUGAGAAAUG